This is a messenger RNA of Gekko japonicus, 2904 nucleotides long. RefSeq names its product zinc finger protein 709-like. The coding region runs from base 1 to 2904 and encodes 967 amino acids. The transcript is spliced from 6 exons. NCBI's taxonomy places the organism in Eukaryota, Metazoa, Chordata, Lepidosauria, Squamata, Gekkonidae. The record is from RefSeq and is a predicted model, not a curated record. Gene Ontology annotation, molecular function: RNA polymerase II cis-regulatory region sequence-specific DNA binding; DNA-binding transcription factor activity. Gene Ontology annotation, biological process: regulation of transcription by RNA polymerase II.
AUGCCGCCUCUCUGUGCCUGCAAAGCAAAGCAUCUGCUUUACGUGCCGUUUUCUGAGCUGUCUGCACAGCCUGGCGCACCCCGGGAGCGCGAUCCCCUGCAGCGUUACUCCAGAGCAGCUGAGUAUCACAGGACAUCCCUUGAGGGCAGCCUGGCUGAAGUCCGUCCGGCCCCCGUGGGAAAGGCCGUCUUCCCAGAAUCUGAGGCGACCCAAGAGAAGGGGAAGGAGAUGGAAGAGGAGGAUCCAGAAGGCCCCGGAAGUGACCAGAGAUCAAGCAACGGUCCCCAUCCCACCCGAGCAGGGAGUGGGGUGUGGGGACCAUCUGUGAAGAGGGCAGCGCAGUUCUCUGAGGCAGAAGGAGCUCCGUCAGAGGAAAGUCAGAGGGUGCAGGCCCAGGAGCCUGCCCAAGACGCCCGGUCACAUGGGAAUGACCAGAGGAACGAGGAAGAUGAGGAACUUCAUGACCUAUUGCCAGAUGUAGUCAAAGAUGAAGACUUCAGAGGAAACUUGAGGAAUCAAGGCAGACAUAAGAGGCAAAAAGGAAGCCACAUGUUCAAGAACAAUGAUAAAAGCAUUCCUUGCCAAGGGGGGGAUUUCCAUGACGUAAUUCACAUGGAGGAAGCAUACAAGUGCUUGGAGUGUGGAAUGAAGUUCUCAGAUCAAACCCAAUAUAAUAUCCAUUUACAAAUACACAGUGGAAGGAAGAACCAUCAAUGCCUGGAGUGUGGAAAGACCCUCCUUUGUAGAGCAGAACAGAUUAGACAUUUAAGAACACAUAGAAGGGAGAAACAUAGCAGUUCACAAUGUGGCGAGACCAUCUCAGGGAAACCAGGCUUUGUUCAUUCAGGAGAGAAAUCAUUUAUCUCCUCAGAGGGUGGAAAAACAUUCUGUGAUGGAAAAAGAGAUAAUAUAGGUUUUCCAAAGCACAGCAUAAUGAAGGCCCAUAAACCUUUUCGAGGGGAGAAAUCUUCUGAGUACGCAGAGCAUGGAAAGAAGUUCAGUCAAAGUGGUAGUCUUAAAGAUCAUCAAAGAAUGCACACAGGGGACAAACCUUAUAAGUGCUCAGUGUGUGGGAAGAGAUUCAGACAGUGCAGCAGUCUUCAGUUUCAUCAAAAAACCCACAUAGGGGAGAAACCUUCUGAAUGCUCAGAGUGUGGAAAGAGAUUCAGUCGGAGUGGUUCUCUUCACCAGCACUUAAGAAUCCACUCAGGGGAGAAACCUUUUGAAUGCUCAGAGUGUCAAAAGAGAUUCAGUCAGAGUGGUUCUCUUCACACGCACCUAAGAACUCACACCGGGGAGAAACCUUUUGAAUGCUCAGAGUGUGGAAAGAGAUUCAGUCGGAGUGGUUCUCUUCACGAGCACCUAAGAAUCCACACAGGGGAGAAACCUUUUGAAUGCUCAGAGUGUGGAAAGAGAUUCAAGUUGAGUGGCACUCUUCAAAUGCAUCAAAGAACCCACACCGGGGAGAAACCUUUUGAAUGCUCAGAUUGUGGAAGGAGAUUCCGUCAGAGUGGCAAGCUUCAUGAGCAUCAGAGAACCCACACAGGGGAGAAACCUUUUGAAUGCUCAGAGUGUGGAAAGAGAUUCAGUCGGAGUGGUUCUUUUCAUGAGCACCUAAGAAUCCAUACAGGGGAGAAGCCUUUUGAAUGCUCAGAGUGUGGAAAGAGAUUCAGUCGGAGUGGUUCUCUUCACAAGCACCUAAGAACCCACACAGGGGAGAAACCUUUUGAAUGCUCAGAGUGUGGAAAGAGAUUCAGUCGGAGUGGUUCUCUUCACGAGCACCUAAGAAUCCACACAGGGGAGAAACCUUUUGAAUGCUCAGAAUGUGGAAAGAGAUUCACGUUGAGUAGCACUCUUCAACUGCAUCAAAGAACCCACACGGGGGAAAAACCUUUUGAAUGCUCAGAGUGUGGAAAGAGAUUCCGUAGGAGAAACAAUCUUCAGCGGCAUCAGAGAACCCAUACAGGGGAGAAACCUUUUGAAUGCACAGAUUGUGGAAAGAGAUUCAGGUUGAGUGGCACUCUUCAGCUGCAUGAAAGAUCACACACAGGGGAGAAACCUUUUGAAUGCUCAGAGUGUGGAAAGAGAUUCAGUAGGAGAAACAAUCUCCAACAGCAUCAGAGAACCCACACAGGGGAGAAACCUUUUGAAUGCUCAGUGUGUGGAAAGAAAUUCAGUCAGAGUGGCAGUCUUCAAUAUCAUCAAAGAACCCACACAGGGGAGAAGCCUUUUGAAUGCUCAGAGUGUGGAAAGAGGUUCAGUCAGAGAGGUUCUCUUCAGGAGCACCUAAGAACCCACACAGGGGAGAAACCUUUUGAAUGCUCAGAGUGUGGAAAGAGAUUCACAUUGAGUGGCAGUCUUCAGUAUCAUCAAAGAACCCACACAGGGGAGAAACCUUUUGAAUGCUCAGAGUGUGGAAAGAGAUUCACGUUGAGUGGCAGUCUUCAGUAUCAUCAAAGAACUCACACAGGGGAGAAACCUUUUGAAUGCUCAGAUUGCGGAAAGAGAUUCAGUCAGAGGGGUGCUCUUCAACUGCAUCAAAGAACCCACACGGGGGAGAAACCUUUUGUAUGCUCAGAGUGUGGAAAGAGAUUCAGUCAAAGAGGUUCUCUUCAGGAGCACUUAAGAACCCACACAGGGGAGAAACCUUGUGAAUGCUCAGAGUGUGGGAAGAGAUUCAGUAAGAGUAGCACUCUUACACGGCAUCAAAGAACCCACACGGGGGAGAAACCUUUUGUAUGCUCAGAGUGUGGAAAGAGAUUCAGUCAAAGAGGUUCUCUUCAGGAGCACUUAAGAACCCACACAGGGGAGAAACCUUUUGAAUGCUCAGAGUGUGGGAAGAGAUUCAGUAAGAGUAGCACUCUUACACGGCAUCAAAGAACCCACACAGGGGAAAACAUUUGA